Salpingoeca rosetta is the source of this 1197-nucleotide messenger RNA. RefSeq names its product COBW domain-containing protein 6. Gene Ontology annotation, cellular component: cytoplasm. Bases 77 to 1189 code for a protein of 370 amino acids. The transcript has 13 exons. The record is from RefSeq and is a predicted model, not a curated record. NCBI's taxonomy places the organism in Eukaryota, Choanoflagellata, Craspedida, Salpingoecidae.
UUGCGACCGCUGAUUGUUGCGCCAUCACUUGAAGAAAGUGCUGUGGUUCUGCUGUGCUGUUCUACGUGCGAGUGUGAUGAUGGAGGACGACGAUGUCCCACAGCUGGUGGAGGCCGACGACGCUGCGCCUGUCGUUGACGAGGAGACUGCACAGCAAGAGAUUGAGGAGAAAAAGGCCAAGGCAGUUCCCGUGACCAUCCUUACAGGCUAUCUUGGUGCCGGCAAGACCACCCUCCUCAACUACAUCCUCACAGAGAACCAUGGCCUCAAGAUUGCCGUCAUUCUGAACGAAUUUGGCGAAGGGAGUGCCGUGGAGAAGAGCAUGUCCAUUGGCCAGGACGGUGCCAUGUACGAGGAGUGGCUGGAGCUGCGCAACGGGUGCCUGUGCUGCAGCGUGAAGGACGUGGGCGUCAAGGCCAUCGAGAACAUGAUGAAGAAGAAGGGCCUCUUCGACUAUGUUGUCUUGGAAACAACUGGCCUCGCUGACCCAGGUCCAAUUGCGUCCAUGUUCUGGCUGGACGACGCCCUCUGUAGCGACGUCAAACUCGACGGGAUUGUGACGGUGAUUGACAGCAAGUACGGCUUGAAGCAGCUGGGCGAAGAGCGCAGUGAUGGGUCCCUCAACGAGGCUGUCAGGCAAGUGGCGUUGGCGGACCGGAUUGUGCUGAACAAGGUCGACCUUGCCAAGUCUCAGGAGCUGGCAGAGCUCAAGGCGAGCAUCCAGGCCAUCAACUCAACCGCACUCAUCGUCGAAACAAACUACAGCAAGGUGGACCUUUCGUUUGUGCUUGGCAUCGACGCGUAUGACGCUGACGAGCGCUUGGAGGACCUCAAGGCGCAGGCUGUCACCAGCACCCCGCACCUGGACUCAUCCGUACGAACGGUGACCAUCGCGCUGCCCGGCUGUGUGGACGAAGAGGAGGCGGAGCGCUGGAUACAGGACCUGCUGUGGGAACAGCAACUCGACGACAAGCCAUGCGGUGCCGAGGUGCUGCGCAUGAAGGGUGUCCUCUCCAUUCGUGGAUCAGACAACAGACACAUUCUUCAGGCCGUGCGCGAGCUCUACGAUAAGACUGAGACGACCGAGUGGGGUGAUGCCGAACGUGUCAACCGCCUCGUCUUCAUCGGUCGCAACUUGCCUGAGGAAGACUUGCGUGCAUCGUUUGCGAAGCUUGUCAGCUCAGAAUAAACAACCCC